Nicotiana attenuata is the source of this 1200-nucleotide messenger RNA. RefSeq lists its product as uncharacterized. The coding region runs from base 1 to 1200 and encodes 399 amino acids. Lineage: Eukaryota; Viridiplantae; Streptophyta; Magnoliopsida; Solanales; Solanaceae. The record is from RefSeq and is a predicted model, not a curated record. The transcript is spliced from 2 exons.
AUGGAUGCUCUAAUUUGGAAUAUAAGGUCAGUCAAUACUCAGCAAGCUUUUGAAAUGCUGAUCAAAAUGCAUAGGAAGAAUCACUAUGAUUUUAUUGGUUUGAUGGAACCCAUGCAACAAGUGAGAACACUGGAAAGGUAUAGAAGUAGAAUAGGCUUUGCACAGGCAUUUGCUAAUGUAUCAAACAAGAUAUGGGCUUUCAUUGAUGAGGUAUAUGAAGUUACAAUAAUGUACAACAUGGUUCAGCAAUUAACUUUAAGGCUGUUUCAUACAGAAACUCAUGUAGAAAUGGUCCUUACACUGGUGUAUGCUAAAUGUGAUGCCAUAGAAAGGAUUGAACUGUGGGAUUCAUUGUACUAUAUGGCAAAUGACAUGACAGUACCAUGGUUAGUUGGAGGUGACUUCAAUGUCAUAUGGGAUGAGGAGGAGAAAUUUGGGGGACUUCCAGUUCAUAUAAAUGAAGUUGAUGACUUCAGACAUUGCAUAAAUACCUGUAACCUGAGUGAUCUUGGAUUUAAGGGCAGUAUAUUUACAUGGUGGAAUGGUAGGGCAGAAGAAGACUAUCACAGUCCACUGCAGUUAAAGUGUGAUAUAGAGAACCCUCCUGUGCAGAAACCUUUCAGAUUUUUAAAUUUUUGGGUGGAGCAUGCAGCAUUUAAGGAGGUGGUGCAGGAAAACUGGAAUGUAGAUUUCUGUGCAAGUCCAUAUACCAUCUUUAAUCACAAGUUGAAGAAGUUAAAAAAGGCAUUAUCUGUGUGGAGUAAAAAAACAUAUGGAGACAUUUUUCAAAAGAUAGCAAGCAUGGAGGAGGUGGUUAUUGUUCAUGAAGCAGAAUUUGAAGCCAAUCCUACAAGGUUAAACAGGCAGAGGUUACAAAAGGUCCAAGCAGAACUUACUAGAUUUCUAGCCUUGGAAGAAAAAUAUUGGAAACAGAAGGCUGGCAUGUCAUGGUUUAAAGAUGGUGACAGGAACACUAAGUUCUUCCAUGCUCAAGUAAGAGGUAGAAGAAAGAAGUUGCAAUUAUCCAGAAUUCAAAACAGUCAAGGUGUUUGGAUAGAUGAUGAAGCAGAAAUAGCUGCAGAGGGAAUUCAAUUCUUUCAAGAUCAAUUCUCUGAAACUGCAGUACCAACAACUUCUGAUAUAAUAAAUCAUGUUCCUUCUUUGGUAGAUAUGAAUCAAAACCAGGAGUUAACAAAAUAG